GAACAGUAAGCGCGAAACUGACAGCUGAUUGUGAUUUGGGGGAAUUUAAUUUUCUUGCAUGCUUUUAUAAGCCCAUUAUAAAUGGCUCGCGACGAUGAUAAUGGUUUCAGUGAAUGGGGCGGCUACUUUGAGGCCAAGAAAGCUAAGUUGGAGGAGCAGUUUGCCGCCGCAAGCGAUCCAUUUCGCAAGUCGGACUUGUUUCAGGGAAUUUCGAUAUUCGUAAAUGGCCUGACAAACCCAUCGGCGGAUGAGUUGAAGCGCAUCAUGAUGGUGCACGGUGGGACCUUCCACCAUUACGAAAGAAGCCACACGACCUAUGUUAUCGCCUCCGUUGUGCCGGAUGUCAAGGUCAGGAACAUGAAUCUCAGCAAGUUCAUAAGCGCCAAGUGGGUGGUAGAUUGCCUGGAGAAACAAAGGAUUCUAGAUUACAAGCCCUAUCUGCUGUACACCAACCAAAAGACCUCACAGCCAAGACUUAACUUUGGGAAAUUCAAAGAUAGUAGUAUAAAGGAGACCGUAAGAGAGGAAGACGUCCCCGAUGAUGAGUUUGACUUGCAGCUGCUCGGGGUUCUUAAGGAGCUACAGCAGGCAGUGGCCACUUCACCGGAAAAGGAGGCCAAGAGCAUCAGUUUAUCCGAGACAAAGAUCACAAAUUUAUCAGCAUCCAGUAGUUCCAAUGUUGCUCGUACUGCAGCAGAUCCCAAUUUCUUAAGUGAGUUCUACAAGAACUCCCGUCUGCACCACAUCGCCACUUUGGGAGCUGGCUUCAAGCAGUAUGUCUGUGAGCUGCGUCAGGAACAUGGCGCCAAAGGUUUCCCCAAGAGGGAGGAACUCAAAUCCCUCGAGAAACUUCUUGGAACAGGAUCAGAUCGGUUUGUAAUGCACAUCGACAUGGACUGCUUCUUUGUAUCCGUGGGGUUGCGGUCUCAUCCUGAGCUCCGAGGGCUGCCGAUUGCGGUGACCCACUCGAAAGGCGGAAGUGCAGCCACCGACGUGCCCGUGCAUCCGCAGGCGGACAGAAAGGCAGAGCUGGAGCUCUUCGCACAGCGCUUCGAGCAUCAUUUGCACGAUAACAUAAAGGCUGACAAGGUUCGCUCAGGCUUUGACAAGAAGAUGUCGCUGUCAGAGAUAGCGUCCUGCAGCUAUGAGGCUCGUGCGAAGGGCAUCCGGAACGGAAUGUUCGUGGGUCAGGCCCUUAAACUGUGUCCCGAGCUGAAAACCAUUCCCUACGACUUUGACGGCUACAAAGAGGUGGCCUUUACUCUGUACAAUACAGUGGCGCAGUACACUUUGAACAUAGAGGCUGUAAGUUGCGAUGAGAUGUUUGUGGAGCUGACUGAUUUGGUGAACGAGCUGAAGGUGGAUGUGAUGGCUUUCGUGGGGCAUCUCAGGAAGGAAGUGCACGCCAAGACGGGAUGUCCCUGUUCUGCGGGAGUCUCGGGCAAUAAAUUGCUGGCCCGCAUGGCAACUAAGAAGGCUAAGCCGAACGGUCAGUUCUUGCUGGACUCCAAGCAGGAUAUUUUGGCCUAUAUGGCGCCCAUGUCUCUGGACUCGCUGCCAGGAGUAGGCAGCAGCAUGAGUCACAAGCUCAAACAAGCGGGCUUGAACAACUGUGGAGAUGUUCAGAACACGUCGUUGGAGAAGCUGGAGUCGGUGCUGGGCAAGAAACUUGGACAAAACUUAUUCCAGAACUGCAGAGGAAUCGAUGACCGCCCCUUGGCCUAUGAGCAGGCCCGCAAAACGGUUUCUGCUGAGGUAAACUUCGGCAUUCGCUUUACCAAUUCCGCAGAUUGCGAGAAAUUUCUGCGCCAGCUCAGCGACGAGGUUACCAAGCGUCUUACUGAGAUCAAGCGCAAGGCCAGGUCUAUCAAUCUAAAGAUCAUGGUGCGUGCCGCGGAAGCGCCAGUCGAAACAUCAAAGUACAUGGGCCACGGAGUGUGCGACAUCGUCAAUAAGUCCUCGAUGAUCAAACAUGCCACGGAUGAUGUAAAUGUGAUCACCUCGCAAGUAUUAAACCUGAUGAAAGAAGCCGCUCUGCCGCCCCACGAGCUGCGCGGAAUUGGCAUACACCUAACUAAGCUGGAGGAUGCCACCGAAGUUAAAAAGGACAGCAUCCUGAAGCAGAUGUUCGUCAAGAUGUCAGAGACGAAGAAAGAUCAAUCUUUAUCGGUGAAACCUCCCACAGAAGCAAAAUCUAACCCUAGGGAACCCACAAACGUGAUGACCAUGUUAACGGCUGCAGCGGUGGGCAGGAAGUCUCUAAUCGGGGAUAGUGGUAAAACCACGGAACGAUCGGCAGGGGAAAAACCACCAACAGAUGACGUUAAACCAAAGCCUCGUGAGUCAAGGAAUGUGAUGACUAUGCUGGCGGCAGCAGCGGAGGGCAGGCAGUCCUCCAACGAAGUUAAAUUUCCCAGUGAUGCUGUAAAACCGAGUAAGCCGCCAUCACCCAGUGGUCCGGAGCUCGAUCAGGAUAUUCUAGCUCAGUUGCCGGAGGAUAUACGACUAGAGAUCCUUUCCCACAAGGAAGAAUAUCUGCGCAUAUCCGAAACUGAUGAAAACGCUCCUCCCAAGGCAGCUCCAGCUCGAACUCCAACGCUCCGUUCGCCGCCGUUAACAAAACGUAACCGCUCGCCAGUCAGUCCCUUGAAUGCUAGCGAUCUCAGACCAUCUACUUCGCGAGAAGCUCAGGAGCGUCUGCAAAUGCGCACGGUUCGCAAGGAAAAUGAGCUGCGCGUUAGACCAGAUCAGAUCGUGGCGGACUAUAUCAAGGAGCUGCCCAAGCACACGCACCCUGCCAUUCUGGACUACAUCACCAGGCCAGCCAACGAAGUGCCCAAUUUGCUGAUGGGAGAAAAUUACAAGAGCCUGCUGAAUGAAUGGGUCAGCUUGGAGGAAGUGCCCAAGCCGCCGGACGUGGAACUAAUUCACCGACAGAUAACGCACAUGAUCAAGAGCGACAAUUUGGAUCACAUGUACGAUGUGAUGAAGUAUUUCUGCCGCAUCAUCAAUUCAAAGCGGAGCAGCUCGUGUUGCUGGCACUUGGCCUAUAAGCACAUCGAGGAGAACCUUCAGAACCAGAUGCUGGAGCACGACGGCUACAACCUUUGCUUCACCCAUGACAUUCGCUGCCCAAAGUGUCUGCCAUUCACUUAAGCACUUAAUACGCUGGGUCACAAAUUAAAAGCAAAUUUAAUACAAGCCAUCUAAUGUUAUGCCUACAAUGGUAUACUUUAAAUUGUUUUUAGUUCUAAAGAAUAGGAUCUCAAGCACUCAGUUCAGUUUAAAACAGGAUAGAAUCCUGCAAAUAUGAUUUGAAUAUUAUGUAUUUCUGCUGAAAGAAAGUAAUCCCUUUUUGUUUAAUAAAUAUUGUUACCAAAUGUUA
Messenger RNA from Drosophila ficusphila, 3385 nucleotides. It is a transcript of the gene Rev1, whose product is annotated as DNA repair protein Rev1. Gene Ontology annotation, biological process: error-free translesion synthesis; error-prone translesion synthesis. The record is from RefSeq and is a predicted model, not a curated record. The transcript has 6 exons. NCBI's taxonomy places the organism in Eukaryota, Metazoa, Arthropoda, Insecta, Diptera, Drosophilidae. Gene Ontology annotation, cellular component: nucleus. The coding region runs from base 82 to 3156 and encodes 1024 amino acids. Gene Ontology annotation, molecular function: DNA-directed DNA polymerase activity; damaged DNA binding; deoxycytidyl transferase activity.